This is a messenger RNA of Rhineura floridana, 5664 nucleotides long. It is a transcript of the gene ZNF281, whose product is annotated as zinc finger protein 281. Bases 453 to 3185 code for a protein of 910 amino acids. Lineage: Eukaryota; Metazoa; Chordata; Lepidosauria; Squamata; Rhineuridae. The record is from RefSeq and is a predicted model, not a curated record. The transcript has a single exon.
GCCCUGACUGGGCAAUCCUUCCCAGCAUGCCACGCGUGGCGCAUGGGCAGUGCGGCCUUACAGGGGGCUCUGCUAAUUCCAUUGUGGAGCGGAGACGGCGAUAUUUUUAACUGGAGGCGGCGGCCGUAAAGAGAAAACAGCAGCAGCGGAGGCGGCGACCUUAAGUUAGGCCGGGCCGGGUGGGGCCGAACGGCGGCGAAGGAUGCGCCCGGCUGGCGGCUGCCGCGACUGUCGGGCAAGCGGGCGCUGAAGAGCGGGGAGAGAAAGACCGGGCCAACCAGGCAGACAGCCGGCGGGUGAGUGUGUGAAAAGGCGAGCGGCGGCGGCGGGGUCUUGCAGCAAUAGCAGCCCCUGAGGGCCGCGCCUCCUCUUUCUCGUCGUCGUCGUUAUCAUCAUCGUUCUCCCUUCCCCUUCCCGGCUUUGCUGCUCCUUUUCCUGUCCCCGAGGGGAAUAUGAAACUCGGCAGCGGCUUCCUGGGCGGCGGCUCCAAGAGGGCGGCGAUGGAGCCCCCCUUCCCCCCCAGCAUGGUCAUGUUCAAUCACCGCUUGCCGCCCGUCACCAGCUUCACUCGGCCAGCCGCUCCCCCCCAGCAUUGCGGGCUGACUUUGGCCUCCGCCUCGUCCGCUGCCGCCUCAUCGUCAUCAUCUUCCUCCACGUCGUCUUCAUCUUCCUCCUCCUCUUCUACCGCGACGACUGUAGCUGCCGCCGAGCCUCCUGCCCCGCCGCAGCCGCCGCCUCCUCACCCUCAGGGCAUGACUUUCAAGAAAGAGCCGGCAGGGGGUUUCCCUCUUACAGCCGCCUCCUCCUCAUCGUCGUCCCAGAGGGGCUCUUGGGGCUUCUUCCAUUCCCUCAUGAAUAUCAAACAGGAGAAGUCCAGUGAUCAGGAGGAAAACGAGCAGCAGCACCAUCACCACCACCACCACCACUAUGGGGGCCUCUUUGGGAUAGCUGGGGAGGAGAGGCACCCCGCUCUUGGUAGUGGUGGAGGAGGAGGAGGAGUGGAAGGGGCCAGCCAGAGUGUGAUCCAAGACCUCAGCCUUUUCCACCACCUGCACCACCAUCCCCACAGAGGAGACUUGCUGCUGGGCAUUAGAAGCGGUAGUGAGAUGGGUCUUGCUGGCUCGGAUGAGCCCAAGCAUGACGCCCAGGCUAGGAAGAUGAAGAGGCCAAAGUCGGAAUCUCAGGGAAUCAAAGCCAAGAGGAAGCCAAGCAUUUCAUCCAAGCCCCUUGUGGCAGGAGAUGGAGAAGCUGCCAUGCUAUCCCCUAGCCAGAAACCUCAUGUCUGUGAACAUUGCAGCGCCGCCUUCAGGAGCUCAUAUCAUCUGCGCAGGCAUGUGCUCAUCCAUACUGGCGAGAGGCCUUUCCAGUGUAGCCAGUGCAACAUGGGUUUCAUUCAGAAGUAUUUGCUACAGAGACAUGAAAAGAUCCACAGCAGGGAGAAGCCGUUUGGGUGCGACCAGUGCAGUAUGAAGUUCAUCCAGAAGUAUCAUAUGGAGAGACACAAGAGGACGCACAGCGGAGAAAAGCCAUACAAAUGUGAAACCUGUCAGCAGUAUUUUUCAAGGACUGAUAGACUGUUAAAGCACAGACGUACAUGUGGAGAAGCCAUAGGGAAAGCAGGUGCUGGAAUGGAUCCUGGGCCAUCAAACCAUAGCAUGGGCAACUUGUCUAUGUUGUCUCAGGGAAAUACAGGUUCGUCAAGGAGAAAAAGCAAAGCAAAAUGUGUAUCCACUGAAAACAAAGAGCAUAAGCCUAGUCAUAAAGUAUCUGAAUCUCAAAUUGCAUCUAAUAUGACCUUGCAGAAUUAUGCGGUGGAGAUUCCUAUAGUGUCUUCCAGUGGUGGCUUAAUUGGCACUGGAAUAGAAGAGCUGCAGAAAAAGGUACCCAAAUUAGUCUUUAAAAAAGGAAACAGAAAAGGUUCAGACAAGAGUUUCCUUAACUUUGUGUCACCGUUGCCAGACCUUCUUGGUCAAAAACAAUUGUCUGGAAAACCAAGUUCUCUUGGCAUAGUCACAAAUACCAGUGUUGAUGCUAUUGGCCUCCUUCAAGCUGCAAGUAGUAAACCAGGUCAAAUAAGUAGCAAUUAUGACGAUGCCAUGCAAUUUUCAAAGAAAAGAAGAUAUUUACAAACUGCCAGCAGUAACAGUGCCUUUUCUAUAAACGUUGGACAUAUGGCCUCCCAACCGUCUGUUAUACAGUCUGCAGGUGUGAGUGUUAUGGACAGUGAAACCCCGUUAUCUCUUAUUGACUCAUCAUCUCUAAAUGCUGACAUCAAAUCUUGUCACGAUAAGUCUGGCAUUCCUGAUGAAGUGUUGCAAAGUCUUUUAGACCAGUACUCUCACAAAUCGGAAGGCCAGAAAGAGGAUCCCUUCAGCAUUACUGAACAGCGUGUGGACUUGCAGGCCUCAGGAGAACAUACAGAGAUAGUUCAAGAGGAGAACCUGAGCCCCAGCUCCCAAACAGCUUCAAACGACAAAGCAAGCAUGUUGCAAGAAUACUCAAAAUACCUCCAACAUGCUUUUGAAAGAACAACCAAUAGCACUGGUUUUGCUUUUGGACCCAGUUUCCAAUUUGUAAGUUUGUCUUCAAGCCUUCAUAACCAUACUUUGUUUCAAGACAAACAAAUAUACACUACAUCUCCACUUGAGUGUGGUUUCAGCCAAUCCGUUACCUCAGUGUUGCCAUCUGCAUUGUCAAAGCCUCCUUUCGGAAUGUUGCUUGGAUCUCAGCCAGGUUUUUAUUUAUCUGCUUUGGAGGCAACACAUCAACAGUUGACUCCUUCACAAGAACUAGAUGAUCUGAUAGACUCUCAGAAAAACAUAGACACUUCGUCAGGCUACCAGUCAACACCUCAAAAAUUGAAUAGCCAGAAGGAACAAAAAAAUGUAGAAUCUUCAACAAGCUUUCCAAUUCCAUCUCAGGAGCUAGCUAACCAGAUAGAUCCUCAGAAGGACCUAGAGCAUCGAGCAACAUACCAGAUAGAAACCUUUGCACAAGCAUUUGGUUCUCAGUUUAAGACGGGCAGCAGGGUGCCAAUGACUUUUAUUGCUAACUCUAAUGGGGAAGUGGACCAUAGAGUAAGAACUUCAGUGUCAGAUUUCUCAGGGUAUACAAAUAUAAUGUCUGAUGUAAGUGAGCCAUGUAGUACAAGAGUAAAGACCCCAACUAGCCAAAGUUAUAGGUAAAGUUCCAAGUAUGAGUAGGCUUUGGGGUGGUCUUAAUGUAUUAGUUUUAUUUUGAUAACACUGCCAUUGGAAUGUUUCUACAUGAUCCUAAUACAAAUAAUGUAACACGCCCUUUCAAUGCAACUUUUCAUACUUAGUUUUUGUUAAUGUAAUUUUAGAUCAGUUUGUAUUAUGGUUUUUAAAUCGGAUCAAUAGACUUGAUAGUUUGCAUUUUUGUGUUCAUGUGACAGUGUUUAGCAAUCAAACUUACCUAUUUAGAUUGUCAGGGAAUAGCCCAAAAAGUUGAAAAUGCAAAAAAGAAAAAAAGAGAGAAAAAAUAACAAAAAAACCUUUGUUCCUAGGAUUAAGGUUUAUUUUAAUUGCUUUACUCUCAGGAAAAUGUAAUGAAGCAAGGGGAGUCUGUACACUAUUGGUGUAUUGGAGUUUCCAAUUUACAAAUAAGUGGCAAAUCUACUUCACCAUUUAACAAAGAGAUCUUAUGACAUUACAAAUUGCUGUCUCGUAUCUGGGUAAUACAAAAUUCUGAGAACUUAGCUACCUACAACUUGUUAUAGUUGUUAACAUACUUCUUUAUUUCUUGUUCUAGAUGAUUAAACACAUUCCAGACUGGUGGGGUAGAUAUUCUCAGAUCCUUGGUAUAUAGCCUGGAAUGAUAGCUUUAAUAAUCACAAUAAUGUCCACCCCAUUUUUUCCUGAAGGCUGUAAUUCUAUAAAGAGAUUUUAGCAAUGUAAUCCACAAGAGGUGUUUUAAAGGGCCAGUUUGAUGUCAUUGGAACCUAAAACUAAAAUAACAGUCUUAAUUUAUAUACAUUUUGGAAUGCAUUAUUUAUUAUAUAUAAUUUUUUUUAAAUCCCCCAAUUGGCCUCCAGUCCUUUUCUUCCUCCUACUUAAAUAUUCCUGUUUAGUAUUUUUGGGUCAUCUUUUAUCAUUCAUUUUAAAUACCAAGCUCACUUUCCAUGGUUUGUGAUCUUUUCUGUGUUGUUUUAGUUUAACAGCUGGAAUUUAGAAGAUUUACAUUCCAGAAGAUUGCAUAACUUAUUAUGUGUUUCCUGAUGUCUUCUGGCGUCAAAAGUUGAACAAAUUAAAAAGUUGAAUGCCCUUUUAUUCUAGAAGGCCAUAAAGGUUUCCAUGCAACAGGUGUGGGGAACUUUUGGCCUUUGAGAUGUUGCUGAAUUAACAACGUCCAUCUUCCUUGGCCAUUGGCCAGGUUUGCUGAGGCUGAUUGGAGUUCUAGUUUAGCAACAUCUGGAGGGUCAGAGGUUCCCCACACCUACCAUACAAGAUAGAAUAAGAAAUAAUUACACACUUGUACAUAAAGACCCCUUCCAAAGUGCACUGGGAUCUACUUGCUUAGUCAUCCAUCCCCACAUGUGAGUCUAGAGCAUUUUGGGGUGGGGUUAACAUGGUUAAAGGAAGUGUAGGAGGACACUGUGUUUGGCCUAAACAUGAACCAUGGUUUGUUGUAACCAGAAUCUCCAAUGAAUUGUUGCUCAAAUUCAUGUAUAUUUUGUGGUACAUUAUUUAUGAUAAGUGAACAAUGAUUAGAGCCUGUGGCGCCACGGAAACCUGUUAGAAAACGUAGUGGCUAUUUUAAAACUGUUAAUUGCUAAUAAGCAGUUGCACUGCCCAGAACCACUUUUUUUUUGCAGAUGUAUUUUUUUCUAAUUAGUUUUUUUAAAUGUAAUUUUAGUGAUGUUUAUGCAGAUUUUUUAAAAUGUACUUUUGGUGAUGUUUCUGUCUUGCGUACUUUCUGGAGGCAGAAAAGUACCAGUGGUUGCAGUCUUAUUGUGUAAUUGGCCUAUUGCAGGCUUCCAUGUAUAAUAAAGUAAUUAACAUUGUACAAGUGUAAAACACUUCUGUUAUGAAGAUGGUGUUAUAAGAACUAUGAAUUCUUAAAUUGUUACAAAAUGUUAAACAUACCCAUUUUUUCUUUUUCCUGCCCACCAAAUCAACCUGAACACUAUAUCACCAAAUGAACUGCCACCUUAUUACUAAUGCAUAAUUAAUGAAACCUCACUUAUUAAAACUUGAUAUAUACUUGAUUAUGUAUUUCCUCUCCUUCAAAUUAGUGCUGUUAAUUUCCCUUGCCAUCUAGGCAUAGAGCACAACUUAUCAUCAAGGGAUGGAGUGUACCCUAACCACUGUGUUGUUCUAUGGGUUUUUUCCUAAUUUUUUAAAAAGUAUUUUGUUCUACAGCAGUUAUGAUUUAUUUUCUUUUAUAUUGUGUAUACUGGAUAGUGUAUGUGUUCUGGGAUUGUUUGCUUUAGACUGACCAAUUAAAAAUGCUAUUCACAAAAAUCUAAGGAAAUAAGAUGAUGUUGUAUUAUCUAUCCAGUUGCACCUCUGGCUUUGUUAAGAAAAUUCAGUGAAAUGUUUUAAACUAAAUUGCUGGAACAAUAGAAGAAUGACUUGCUUGCUUUUAAAGGUAUUUUUAUUGUAAAACUUCUUUAGGUGAACAAUAAAAACACUCUUUUCAUUA